AUGCUCCGGCACCCCAGCCCCAGCUCCCUGGCUGUGCGGAGACCCCUGAAUCCUCAGCCUGGACUGGCUGCUUGGGGUCCCGUAGUGCCUGUGGCCAGAGCAGGGCAGAAAGGGCUCUGCGGCCCGCCCCCCAAGCCUCCCGGGGCAGCACGUGUGGGGCGGGGCUGUGACCGGAGCACGGAGCUGAUUGGCCGCCGGCCUGGUGGGCGGGUCCGGGCCGCAGCUGUCAGAGCGCAGCUUCGGGUUGAACAGUGGCAGCGCCGCAGCCCGGGCAUAGGAGCGGAGGGGCCGGGCCGGGAUGGUGCAGCGGCGGCUCGGCGGCGCACUGGUGGCUGCUGCGGAGCGCGGAGCGCAGGCGGCACUGGAGUUGCGACUGCAGACGAUGAGGUGCAGACACUGUCGGGCAGCGUGAGGCGGGCCCCGCCCGGGCCCCCUGGAACCCCGGGCACCCCGGGCUGCGCAGCUGCUGCCAAGGGCCCCGGCGCGCAGCCGCCCAAACCGGCCAGCUUGGGCCGCGGGCGGGGGGCAGCAGCUGCCAUCCUCAGCUUGGGCAACGUGCUCAAUUACCUGGACAGGUACACCGUGGCAGGCGUCCUUCUGGACAUCCAGCAGCACUUUGGGGUCAAGGACCGAGGUGCUGGCCUGCUGCAGUCAGUGUUCAUCUGCAGCUUCAUGGUAGCUGCCCCCAUCUUCGGUUACCUGGGCGACCGCUUCAACAGGAAGGUGAUUCUUAGUUGCGGCAUCUUCUUCUGGUCGGCGGUCACUUUCUCCAGUUCCUUCAUCCCCCAGCAGUACUUCUGGCUGCUCGUGCUGUCCCGAGGGCUGGUGGGUAUCGGGGAGGCCAGCUACUCCACCAUCGCACCCACCAUCAUUGGCGACCUCUUCACCAAGAACACACGCACGCUCAUGCUCUCGGUCUUCUACUUUGCCAUCCCGCUGGGCAGUGGCCUGGGCUACAUCACUGGAUCCAGCGUGAAGCAGGCAGCUGGGGACUGGCACUGGGCCUUGCGGGUGUCCCCAGUCCUGGGCAUGAUCACAGGAACACUCAUCCUUGUCCUGGUGCCGGCCACUAAGAGAGGGCACGCAGACCAGCUCGGCGGGCAACUCAAAGCACGGACCUCGUGGCUCCGAGACAUGAAGGCCUUGAUCCGAAAUCGCAGCUACGUCUUCUCCUCUCUGGCCACGUCGGCUGUGUCCUUUGCCACAGGGGCCCUGGGCAUGUGGAUCCCCCUCUACCUGCAUCGCGCCCAAGUCGUGCAGAAGACGGCAGAGACAUGCAGCAGCCCGCCCUGUGGGGCCAAAGACAGCCUCAUCUUUGGGGCCAUCACCUGCUUCACAGGCUUCCUGGGCGUGGUCACUGGGGCAGGAGCCACACGCUGGUGCCGCCUGCGGACGCAGCGGGCUGACCCUCUGGUGUGUGCAGUAGGCAUGCUGGGCUCCGCCAUCUUCAUCUGCCUCAUCUUCGUGGCCGCCAAGAGCAGUAUCGUGGGGGCCUAUAUCUGUAUCUUUGUGGGGGAGACACUGCUCUUUUCUAACUGGGCCAUCACGGCGGACAUCCUCAUGUAUGUGGUCAUCCCCACCCGCCGGGCCACCGCUGUGGCCUUGCAGAGCUUCACCUCCCACCUGCUGGGGGAUGCUGGGAGUCCCUACCUCAUCGGCUUUAUCUCAGACCUGAUCCGUCAGAGCACCAAGGACUCCCCGCUCUGGGAGUUUCUGAGCCUGGGCUAUGCCCUCAUGCUCUGCCCGUUCGUGGUGGUCCUGGGUGGCAUGUUCUUCCUCGCCACCGCUCUCUUCUUCCUCAGCGACCGUGCCAAGGCUGAGCAGCAGGUGAACCAACUGGUGGUGCCGCCCGCAUCCGUGAAAGUCUGA
Molecule: messenger RNA, 1869 nt
Organism: Elephantulus edwardii (Cape elephant shrew)
Lineage: Eukaryota; Metazoa; Chordata; Mammalia; Macroscelidea; Macroscelididae
Gene: SPNS2
Product: spinster homolog 2 (Drosophila)
Exons: 13
Coding region: 1-1869 (622 amino acids)
Biological process (GO): lipid transport; sphingosine-1-phosphate receptor signaling pathway; transmembrane transport
Cellular component (GO): membrane
Molecular function (GO): transmembrane transporter activity; sphingolipid intramembrane carrier activity
Source: RefSeq, a predicted model, not a curated record